Messenger RNA from Ochotona curzoniae (black-lipped pika), 3026 nucleotides. It is a transcript of the gene KCMF1, whose product is annotated as potassium channel modulatory factor 1. Bases 75 to 1220 code for a protein of 381 amino acids. Gene Ontology annotation, cellular component: plasma membrane. The record is from RefSeq and is a predicted model, not a curated record. Gene Ontology annotation, molecular function: zinc ion binding. The transcript has 7 exons. NCBI's taxonomy places the organism in Eukaryota, Metazoa, Chordata, Mammalia, Lagomorpha, Ochotonidae. Gene Ontology annotation, biological process: synaptic signaling.
GCAGCGCCGGGACCCCGCGGGGGACACUGCAGCCGGAGCCCGGGAGGGGCCGCGCCGCCACCGUCUCAACUAGGAUGUCCCGACAUGAAGGUGUCAGCUGUGAUGCAUGUUUAAAAGGAAAUUUUCGAGGUCGCAGAUACAAGUGUUUAAUUUGCUACGAUUACGAUCUUUGUGCAUCUUGUUAUGAAAGUGGUGCAACGACAACAAGGCAUACAACUGACCACCCAAUGCAGUGCAUAUUAACAAGGGUAGAUUUUGAUUUGUACUAUGGUGGGGAAGCUUUCUCUGUAGAGCAACCGCAGUCUUUUACUUGUCCCUAUUGUGGAAAAAUGGGCUAUACGGAGACAUCUCUUCAAGAACAUGUUACUUCUGAACAUGCAGAAACAUCAACAGAAGUGAUUUGUCCAAUAUGUGCAGCGUUACCUGGAGGCGAUCCUAAUCAUGUCACAGAUGACUUUGCAGCUCAUCUGACACUUGAACACAGAGCCCCUAGAGAUUUAGAUGAAUCGAGUGGUGUUCGACAUGUACGUAGAAUGUUUCACCCUGGCCGGGGAUUAGGAGGUCCUCGUGCUCGUAGAUCAAACAUGCACUUUACUAGCAGUUCUACUGGUGGACUUUCUUCUUCUCAGAGUUCAUAUUCUCCAAGCAAUAGGGAAGCCAUGGAUCCUAUAGCUGAGCUUUUAUCUCAGUUAUCAGGAGUGAGACGGUCUGCAGGAGGACAGCUUAAUUCUUCUGGCCCUUCCGCUUCUCAGUUACAGCAACUGCAGAUGCAGCUGCAGCUUGAACGGCAGCAUGCCCAGGCAGCCCGGCAACAACUGGAGACCGCACGCAACGCCACGCGGCGUCCUAACACGAGCAGUGUCACCACUACAGUCACACAGUCCACAGCCACAAGCAACACAGCCAAUACAGAAAGCAGCCAGCAAACUCUACAGAAUUCCCAGUUUCUUUUAACAAGGUUGAAUGAUCCUAAAAUGUCUGAAACGGAGCGCCAGUCCAUGGAGAGCGAGCGUGCAGAUCGCAGCCUGUUUGUGCAAGAGCUCCUCCUGUCCACUCUAGUGCGCGAAGAGAGCUCGUCCUCAGAUGAGGAUGAACGGGGGGAGAUGGCAGAUUUUGGUGCUAUGGGCUGUGUAGAUAUUAUGCCUUUAGAUGUUGCUUUAGAAAAUCUAAAUUUAAAAGAGAGUAAUAAAGGAAAUGAGCCUCCACCACCUCCUCUUUGAUGACAUCCCAAUCCGCAGACGAUGUCCUCUGUGCUGUAUUUGCCAAUGAAAGUGGACAACAACUAUCUUGGGUUUGUUUGGUGAUUGUAAUUUCAGGUCUGUCACUCUUGUUACAUUGUGUACAUUCAAAAGGAAGAGAGAAAAUAUAUAUGAUAAUCAUUUCCACUUAACUAAUUUUUACUUCUAGCAGGUAAAUGUAGGUAGCAGUGCAGGGGUGACCUCUGCUUCCUGUACCUUGACAUGCAAAAGGCUCUCCUAAUACUCCACAUUCAAACUGAAGAGGAAAAUUGAAAUCUCUAAUGAAGCUGCUGUGUGUAUUUAUGAAUAUUAAUGAAUAAAAACUGCUUGGAUGGUUUACCUUAACUACUGCAUGAGGUUUUUUGCAGCGUGCAUGAGUUUUAGUGACCUUGUUAUUUAAAAAAUUAAAUACAAGGAGUAAAACUUAAAAAAUAAAUAAAUAAAAAGCCCAAAGCUUUCCCAAACAUUAUUCAAUGGUUACACGAUAGAGUAGCUUUUGAAUAAUGUCUGCCUGAAUCACCUUUCUUUGUGUGCCUCCUAUAUGCACAAGGCCAGCUCUGCAGUGGAAUCUGGGGGUCGUAGCCAGGUCUGGCGCUCUGCCCUGUGUGACUGUCCUGUCGCCGUGUUCGUCAUCGGGCCCGUGUGGAGCUCGGCCUGUCUGAGUCCUCCGUGGAAGACAUACCAGUACAGCCACCAUCAGAAUCUGCUGCAGGGGCCUUUGUGUGCCCUGAAAACAAAUCCUGUUCAUGUUUGUUUAAAGUUUUUAUUUUUUGUGGUUGUUUAAAAUUUUCCAAUUGUUAAAAUAUGUUUUAUUCGGGUGUAGAUGAAUUUCAUUUAUUCACUGUUCAACAAAGUUAACCUGAAUUAUGUUGUCUUUGUUUUUAAAAAUCUCACAUUCUCAAUCGUACCUUGCGUUAUGUAUCUGCUUUGUAGUGUGCUGAGACAGGACAGCAUCACGGAGCGCUGAGGGUUUGCCUUCCCACAUCUUGUCAUGGUAUUACAACCAAGUUCUUACUGCUAACCUUAGCACCUUUUAUUUAUUGGGAUUUUUUUUUUCCUGGCAUAAAAAGAAAAGCCUUUUAAAAAAAAUUGAAUCAUGCCACCUUGCCUAUAUUAAUCCUAUGUGUUUAAAAAAAAACAAAAUGUACAGCUUUUGGUUUUGUUUUGGGUUUGGAGGGGCUGGGUUGUUUUUUAUGUUCUGUUUUCCGUUUUUGUGCAUAGGCUUUCACGGUAGCUCCGAGGCAGGACAGCAGGUGUCUGGGUUGGGGGGGCAGUUUUUGGAAUGUAAAUUUAGGACUUUAAAAAAAAAAAAAGGUGCGCACAGCUUCUGAUAAAUUUAUAACUAGACUUAAUCUAAUCAUGUCUUGUUCCCGUUCUCUCUUCUCUGAGUCCCCCCCUUCCUUGGCUGUCUGUCCUUCCGUUUCCUCCACACGACAAGCAUACAGACUUGAACAUCCCUUGGGUGUUCUUUCGAGAACUGUGAAAUCCAUGUUCAUCCAAAUGGAACCAAAAAAGAAGUCACCCUACAUCUCUCAGAAAUUGUUGCUUCUCUGAAACCCCCCGUGGUUUCCACAUAGAACAGCUGUGUUCUCCGUUUCUGGAAUGGGCAAUGCUUUCGAGGCAGAUUCCCCAGGCUUCUGGUCACACUAGGAGUCGGGGCUGGCGAGGAUCUCUUUUUUCCAAUUGAUUGUUGAGAAGUUUCAAAACCCAUUUUUCAAACUGUGGUCUUUACAAACGCAUCUUCUGCACAUAAGUCACACAUUUCAAUAAAGCAUUUUCAAGACUGUU